Molecule: messenger RNA, 894 nt
Organism: Aspergillus welwitschiae
Lineage: Eukaryota; Fungi; Ascomycota; Eurotiomycetes; Eurotiales; Aspergillaceae
Exons: 4
Coding region: 1-894 (297 amino acids)
Source: RefSeq, a predicted model, not a curated record
AUGUCUAUCAAGACCAUAAAGGACGUCUCCGAAGCUAGAGUGGACAUUGUCUUUGUCCAUGGUUUGGAGACAGACCGGAAAUCCUGGAGGACCGAAGAUGAUGUCUUCUGGCCAGGAACGGUUCUUCCCAAGCUGGUCAAUAACGCCCGCAUCCUGGCAUUCGAGUCUGACGAUAUAAACGUCGAUACCAUCUGGAACACGGAGGAUUUGAUGACUGACGUCUCCGAUGAACUGUGUGAUGAGCUUGUGGGAGUGCGCAGCGGCGAUGUAGCUAAGCGACCCAUCAUAUUUAUUGCCCAUUGUCUUGGUGGCCUGAUUUGCGAACACGCUCUCGUUCGAGCAGCCAACGAUGAUGACAAAAAGCAAGUUGCGGAGUGCACCUUGGGACUCAUGCUUCUCGGAACCCCAUACUAUUCUCCGGCGAACAUUAGCGAAGCAACCAAAUAUUUCCGCCUGGCACAGCAGGAUAUUCCUAGCCCCGAGGAUCUGCAGGCCAUGUCGCAGUACAUGCUGGAAUAUGGGCGAGAAUUUGACCAAUUCCGACAGACGGCUCCGUUAAAAUUGAAGAUAUUCUUCGAGGGAGCGCCUACGAGGGUCGACGGCGAAGAAUUCAAGGUAGUUGAGUCGGCCGUGGUUGCAUUGCCCGAUACCCAGAAGCAGCUUGUUCGCAUCGGGUAUAGCCAUCACAGCAUGAGUUGCUUCAAGAAUGAGAAUGACAAGGAAUUCAAGAAGAUCUUCAAUCCGCUGAAGUCCUGGUUGGGUAGUCUUCCGAGUCCGGAAGAGAAGGGCACUGUUAACAAUAACUCGAAUGCCUCGUUCGCGGGGUCUAAUAACUCUGGCUUGCAGCUUGGGCAGAAUGCCGGGGCGCUCAAUGGGUUUUCCUUUGGUCGCUAG